Oppiella nova is the source of this 681-nucleotide messenger RNA. Lineage: Eukaryota; Metazoa; Arthropoda; Arachnida; Sarcoptiformes; Oppiidae. The record is from the annotation of a GenBank genome assembly.
GGAUGUGUUGCAGGAGUCCUACUGUACGGACCGCCCGGAACCGGCAAAACACUGUUGGCUCGCGCGGUGGCCCAUCACACGGACUGCACGUUCAUCCGCGUCAGUGGCUCUGAAUUGGUGCAGAAGUUCAUCGGCGAGGGCUCGCGAAUGGUUCGCGAGUUGUUUGUGAUGGCCAGAGAACACGCGCCGUCCAUCAUCUUCAUGGAUGAGAUCGAUUCGAUCGGCUCUUCGCGCAUCGAAUCCGGUUCUGGCGGCGACUCCGAAGUGCAGCGAACGAUGUUAGAGCUGUUGAACCAAUUGGACGGCUUCGAGGCGACGAAGAACAUAAAGGUGAUUAUGGCCACCAAUCGGAUCGACAUCCUCGACCCGGCGCUCCUAAGGCCGGGACGUAUUGACCGCAAGAUUGAGUUCCCGCCGCCCAAUGAAGAGGCUCGACUCGAUAUCCUGAAGAUUCACUCGAGGAAAAUGAAUUUGACUCGAGGUAUAAAUCUGCGCAAAAUCGCCGAAAUGAUGCCCGGGGCCAGUGGGGCUGAGGUCAAGGGCGUCUGCACUGAGGCCGGCAUGUAUGCACUCCGCGAACGGCGCGUUCACGUCACUCAAGAGGACUUCGAGAUGGCGGUGGCGAAGGUUAUGCAGAAGGAGGCCGAGAAGAACAUGUCCAUCAAAAAGCUCUGGAAGUAA